Molecule: messenger RNA, 2319 nt
Organism: Pieris napi
Lineage: Eukaryota; Metazoa; Arthropoda; Insecta; Lepidoptera; Pieridae
Exons: 6
Coding region: 113-889 (258 amino acids)
Source: RefSeq, a predicted model, not a curated record
GCCCGCUACGUUGCACUCGCUUGGAGUGCUAUAAUAAUUUUAAAACGCAAUGACAUUAUAAUGCGCUAAAUUAAGCAAAUUAAUUAGAAAUGUGAAUUUUAACUGAGAGAAAAUGAUGUUCAGAAUCGUGUGUUUAUGUUUCCUUGUGUUUCAUCUAAAAGUGUCACACACCCUUCAAAUCAUUGCUAUAUCCGUACCAAGUAUGAAACAACGUGGGGAAUCCGUCACUCUAACUUGUGACUACGAUUUGGAAGGAGGGAAGUUAUACUCAGUUAAGUGGUAUAGGGAUAAUGAGGAGUUCUACAGAUAUAUGCCGCGUUUGAGGCCUCCACAACACGCGCAUAGAUUGGAGGGUGUUAAAGUUGAUCUGGAGAGGUCAAGCGCUCGCCGCGUGCACCUUCGGGACCUGACGUUAAAAUCCCGAGGCCUCUACCGCUGCGAAGUGUCUGAAGAGGCGCCCUCUUUUCACUCCGCACAAUCUGAGGCAUUCAUGGAAGUUUAUUAUUUCUCGCGCGAAAACCCACGCAUAGUUGGCCAUGAACGAAUAUAUGAAUUACAUGAGCCACUGGACGUCAAUUGCACAUCGGCUAAAGCAUUUCCAGCACCGGCUUUAGAAUGGCACAUGGAUGGACAUAUGGUAACGGAUAGAUCGAUGCUGAUAGAAUACGAUCCUGAACCAGUACCACAAGGCUUUUAUAUUUCAACUUUGGGUCUUCGAGCGCAGGCCAGGCCUCAUAUGCGGGUGCGAUGCAUUGCUAGCAUAGGAAAUCAUAAGCGAGAGAGAACAGUUAUAAUAGAAACCAAUUCAUCGAAUCGCCAGAUAGAAACGAGCUUUAGUGCAAUAAUUAUUAUCAUCAGUAAUGUAUUUUUAUAUCAAAGUUUAUCAUGAUAAGUAUAUAAAAAAUGUAAAUAAAUUUUUUUGACAGAAAAUCUUUACUAAAGUUAGUAUUAUGAAUUUUAUUUUUAUAACCGCACCAUGAAUAUUUAAAAAAAUUGUUUUAAUAUACGAAACUCAGUUAUUAAGUUUAAUUAACUACCUACCUACUAAAUUACAAGAUACAUACUUUUUUCAUGUCAAUAUGCCAAUGACUGUGUUCUGUAAAUAUAUUAUAGAAUUCACAUUUAUUUUUCCAUAAUUUUUAAACAUACCGCUAUUUACUUUUUAUUUUGUCUGACAUGGAAACUGCAACGGUUAUCUAUCUCCGUCGCUAAAUCGCUCUUCACAACGUGGGUUCAUAACAUUGCCGCCGCCAUGGUCACACACGCGAAUGCGGCAAAUCGUAGAGGAAGGUGAAGUGAGUUCUGGUAGAAAUCGAAAUCACAGAACCAUCCUAUAGCAUAAUAUAAACUUUCCCAAAUAAUUUGUGUAUUGCUGCAAUUAUAUUUUAAUGUAUGCACUACCUGAACCACGUGUAUGGGACGAGGGAGCAUUAUAGAUUUUAUUUUAAAAAAAUCAAGAGGAUAUAGACAUAAAACGCCCACAAUUAUUAAACGCCAUGGUGAAUUAUUGACCCUUUUUAUGAGGAGAAACUCCAAUAAUCUUUCAAAUCAAAUAUUUAUUAUCAUAUUUUAAUAAAAAUAAAGGAAAUUACCUCUAUGUUAAGAUACAAUUGAGAAAAAAUUAAGAAAUACAUUAAAUUAUAUCCAAUUACAGCAAAAUAUUUUGAAUACCUAACAUUUGAAAUUUAAUCAAAAUGCUUUUAUAACAAAUAUACUAUGCCGUUAUCAUCAAAUAUAAUUUUAUUAAAUUUAAUUACUCAUACACAUCUAUAAGAUGAUAUAACUCAGUUAUAUAAAAUUAUCCUCUAUGAAAUCUCUCAAUUCCAACAUUGGUCUUCAAAUUGAAACAUAAAUUCAUACUUAAUAAAAUCACAAUUUUAAUUAUAUAUUGUUGUUGUAACUACUAGAACAUAAUAAUAGAAUUUCUUUAAUAUAUAAAUUAGUACAUACACCCUACGUUUUGAAUUUUUUGAUUCUUGAAACUUAAUAACUAACUAUGAAUCUACUUGUAAGGCUUAGCUCAAUCUUCAAAUAUUAUGCAAUAUUAAAUAUAAGUUGUAACAUUGCAAAUUUAAUUAUAGCAAUAAUUGUUGGUUUACAUAUUAUGCUAGCAAAGGUUAAUUCCUUUAGAAAAGAUUGGCUAUGAAAUGCCAAAUCUAUAAAAAAUAUACAACUUGAAGAAGAUGCAGCCGUUUUUUUUAUAUAAAUUAAAAACUUUCAUGAAUUCUUCUAUCUAUUUAAGCAUAAUGGUUUUAUAAAAAUCUCAAGAUGUAUUUCAUUAAACAAUCUUUUUUAUAGGCCUUUUAUCCCAAGAAAUUA